Pararge aegeria (speckled wood butterfly) is the source of this 2702-nucleotide messenger RNA. RefSeq names its product SAFB-like transcription modulator (gene Saf-B). The transcript is spliced from 18 exons. Gene Ontology annotation, biological process: regulation of transcription by RNA polymerase II; regulation of mRNA processing. The coding region runs from base 138 to 2396 and encodes 752 amino acids. Gene Ontology annotation, cellular component: nucleus. The record is from RefSeq and is a predicted model, not a curated record. NCBI's taxonomy places the organism in Eukaryota, Metazoa, Arthropoda, Insecta, Lepidoptera, Nymphalidae. Gene Ontology annotation, molecular function: RNA binding; sequence-specific DNA binding.
GUCGCCAUUUUGAUGAUUAAUCCUCACUUGUCACUUCAUAUUUCAUGAAAUUGGCCCGUCUACCCGAUUUUGUAAGUUAGAUAAAAACGAAAAUUCGUAAGGUAUUAAUAGAAAAUUUCUUAAAAUAACUUCAGGCGAUGUCUGACCGAAAACGCUUGCUAGAUGAUCUCCGUGUUAUAGACCUACGCGCUGAGCUAGAGAAACGCAACUUAGACAAGAGCGGCGUUCGCGGUGUGCUCAUAAAACGUUUGACUAAGCAUUUGGUGGAAGAGGGCCAUGACCCGGAAACGUUUACAUUCGAAUUGAGUGGAACAGAGCCGAAGACUCCUUCAAAAAGAUCAAGACGGACAGAAAGUUCUGUAGAUCCGACCGACACGGAAGAUACUCCCGCUUUAGAAGAUAUGAUAGUUCAAGAUACGGCGGGCGAAGAGGAACAAACUGAUAAUACUGAAGAAAAUAAAGCAGAAGCUGCCAAGGAAAGCCCAACGAAACCUGACUUAAAAAUGGAUGUAGAUGAAAGUGAAAAAGUCAACAGAAAACGAGAGAGCAAGGAUGAGCCUGAAGCUACUCAAGCCAAGAAACAAUGCACUGACAAAGAUGUUAAGAUUGAGGAAAAACUGGAGAACACAGAUGCUGAGGACAGCAUCAACUUAGAUAUUGGAGAUGAUGAACUUUUAAAUGAAGAGACUGACAACAAUGCAAAAAAUAAAAAAGAUGACGACGCGAGCGAGGAACCUGCACCCGCCUCCAGCGACGAUGCGGCGCAGAAGGACUCCACCACGGCGGACAUCACCACCAAUGAAAAUCAACAAGUAACUUCUGAAGCAGCAGCCACUAGCAUUGAUACAGAGAAAAGUGAUAAGGAUGAAAAAGAUGAUAAGGACAAAGAUGGAGAUGAUAAAAGAGAAAAGAAAGAUGAUAAUAAAGAAGGAGGGGCUCGUAACCUAUGGGUCAGUGGGCUAUCUGGAGACACUCGAGCUAAAGAUCUGAAACAGCUGUGCAGCAAACAUGGCAAGGUAAUAGGAGCUAAAGUGGUAACAAAUGCACGCACACCUGGCUCUCGAUGCUAUGGAUACGUGACGAUGGCAAGCGCUCAAGAUGCUGAGAAUUGCAUCAAAAAUUUACAUAGAACAGAACUUCAUGGGCGUAUGAUAUCUGUCGAGAAGGCUAAAUCAGAAUCAGAAUCAUCAACGCGUCGCCAACCAUCGGCUGGUCGGCCUGAACGCCGUACCAGUAAGGAUAGAAAAGACGAAGCUAAGGAAAACCAAGAUGAUAAGGAAGGCACCGACAAGACUAGCGAACCGAAAGCAAAGAAGGAAGGCGACGUUUCUGGCGCCGAAAGUACCAGGUCCACGUCAGAGUCUCGGGGAAAGUCGCAUCGAUCAGAUAAGGACAAAACUAGACAUAGUUCAAGGAACCGCGAAACUAGGCGGUCUCCUGCGCGGGAAGUGCUUUCGUUUUCUCGGAUAUGGAAAGAACGUGACGUAGCCAGAGCGCGCGAACGUUCGCGAGCCGCUCGCGAAGAGGAACGACGUCGGCGCGCGGCCGAAGAUGCGUUACGGGAGCGCGAGCGCAGACAGCGUAUUGAGAAAAACCGCCUCGCUGUUGAACGUGAAAAGCUGCGUGCAGAGAGGGAGAAAAUUGAACGGGAAAAGAACGAGCUAUUACGUUUAGAACGCGAAAGACAUAGACUUGAAAGAGAAAAAUUAGAAUUGGAGAGAUUGGAGUUGAAGAGAGCGCAACUAAGACUAGAAGAAGAGCGUCGCAAGCGCGGCUACGAGAGUGGCACUUACCGCAAGCCUGCAGUCAGCCCGCCACCCGAGCCCGCCUACGAGCGAGACUCGCGACACAAGCGACCACCGCCGCCGCAAAUGGCCUCAGGUCGCGGGCAGUUCGAGGCGCCGCCUCCGCCGCGGUUUGAGAUGCCGACCAACUAUGAUCGCGGUAAUGACAAGCGCGACCGCGACCGCGACUACAAACGGGACUACCCAAGGCAUGUCUCCUCUGGUAACAUGAAGUACCCCAGUAAUGGCAGCACAAAUGAAGACACACGGCAACAAAUGCCUCCUGGCACGAGACUAAAAGAACCUGGCCGGUCAUACGACGCUCGAGAAGGUCGCUCGUAUCGCCCAUCACCCCCAGGCAAACCGGAACCACGAAAUUGGAAUGCUUCUAAUCGGUACCCCGAUGCGGCAGCAGCUUCUAAAGGUAUUAAAGGAAGCGUAAGCGGUGGCGGCACUAGCGGUGGCGGCGAGGCGUGGACGGGUGGCGAGCCCCGCUAUGGUGGCGGUGGUGCGUACGAGCCGCGAUAUCCGCCCUCUUACCCCGCGCCCCCACCCGCCGCCACUUACCCCGACCGCUACCCCUCCGGCCGGGAGUACGCGCGCAAGUACUGACACCUACCCACAGUGUCUACCAAGUACAGGCGCUACAGACGCCGUACGGUACAUUGAUGGGACUCCACUGUAAUCCAAUUUCGCCAUGUCGUUUGUGUUUUAGUGUUAAUGUAUAUUUAGUUAUUAAAUAAAUAAUGUUUCAUUCCCUUUAUUCUUUUACAAUAAAAUAUUGUAGAUACUAUUUGCUGUAACAUGCAAAAACAAAUUUGCCUUAUUCUUGAUAUACCUAAGGCUAUGUCUGUGUUAAGAGUAAUUAUUUAGGUUAAUGUGUUAUUUUAUUUUAUAUUAAAUUUGAUCUUUCAAAUA